CCUCCGUUCCUUAUUCCGGCCGUCCGCUUCCCUUUUCCCGCGACCAAAAAGGAGGUAAAUAAUAAAUCCGUCUUCUCUUCGCAGUCGUCGGUAAAUUGCCCUCUUCUUUUAUUUUUCCAUCUCUGGUCUUGUUUUUCGCGGGAAAUUGGUCGUCUCUCACAAUCCGCCCACGCUCCUUCGUCCCCCAACCCAUUGGGAUUGUUUUUCUCGCGCCCACCACAGCCACGGCAUCACGCUCCCCUCCGCCAAGGGCUUUCUCCUUUCUGAACUCGUCCGAAUCCACCGAAUUUUUCCAUCUUGUCCUCCCAUCUGUUGUAUCUCAGCGCAGCGCCUGCGUGCUAGUCCCGCUGUUGUUGUCAUCAUCCCGCGCCCACCACCCCGGUCCUGGCUGAUGGCCGGCAUCCUCCACUCAAGAUGAACUCCCUCAACAUGAUAACCUCCCGCGUCUCACCGCCGCCCAGCUCACCGCCGACGAGAUCCAAUAGCUUUGGCACAAUAGGCCUCAGCAUUACAGAGCAAGACGAAAAGGCCCACGCGCUUGGCGACGACGGCCUAGACAAUGACGCCGACUCCAUCAAUCAGGCUGUGUACGAUGACCACGACUAUGACGAGAAAUCGUCACCCUCCGAAACUACACCCCUCUUUGGCGGCCAUCCCUCACUCGAAAACAAAUCGUAUACUUGGGCCUCUCUUCCCAGACGAAUCAUAUCCAACUUUGUAAACUCCAUCCGCUGGGUCCUGGCCACGCUGGCUUCUCCUGGCGUCUAUCUUAUGGGCUGCUUCUACGACGAGGAUGGCAAAUUCGCUCCAAUGACGCAGCUUAAGAAGCUAUUUGGCGUCUAUCCUAACCGUUCUAGAAAAAACUCGGGACACCACCACGUGUACGGCAGCCAGGGCAAGCAUCGACGCGCCUCGGCUUCGCUUGGUUCAAAUCUCCCUGGAUCCAAUUCCAAAAUCCCCAAUUCCUCCUCCUCUAGUCUUGUCUCCGUUUCCGAAUCCGACUCCGAUGAAACACACUCUAUUAGAUCCCAGCACGCCCGAUCCCAGUCUCUACAAUCUACUACCGACGACGGAAACUCGUCGCGCCGCUCCAUCCGCAUCAAGCUCACCAACGACGACGCUGUCCGUCAGCGAAAGCAGCACCGCAAAACAGCAUCCACUGCCUCGCGCACCAAGGGCAGUGAAUUCGAUGAAGAGCUUUCUGCCCAUAUUAAAUCCCCGACUUCUCCCAUUGCCGCACUUACCAGGUACCCCAAGGCGCCUGCCCCCCCUAGACCUCUUAUUCCGCGACGCCAGCCAUCUUACCUGAACCUUGAGCCUUCUCGCAAGCACUUGAAAACGCUGAUUCUGGACCUUGACGAAACAUUGAUACAUAGCAUGUCCAAGGGUGGCCGAAGCAGCAGUGGGCACAUGGUGGAGGUCCGCCUCAAUGCUGCCUCCCUCGGUCUCGGCAGCGGUGGAGGUGCUCCCGCAACAGCUCAGCACCCAAUUCUGUACUGGGUGAACAAGCGACCUUAUUGCGACGAGUUUCUGCGCCGAAUCUGCAAGUGGUACAACCUGGUUGUCUUUACCGCCUCUGUCCAAGAAUAUGCCGAUCCCGUCAUUGACUGGCUGGAGUCUGAAAAGAAGUUCUUCUCUGCCCGCUACUACCGCCAGCAUUGCACCUUUAGACAAGGCGCCUAUAUUAAGGACUUGAGCUCAGUGGAGCCUGACUUGAGCAAAGUCAUGAUUUUAGACAACAGCCCACUGAGCUACCUCUUUCACGAAGAUAAUGCUAUUCCUAUCCAAGGCUGGAUCAACGACCCGACCGAUAACGAUUUGAUGCAUUUGGUUCCUCUCUUGGAAGGUCUGCAGUACGUCCACGAUGUGAGAGCCAUGCUUGCGCUGCGCGGCGGAGAGGAUGGAAGCGUUGCUGCGUAGGCGGGAGAAGGGGAAGAUGAAAAAUGCUGUUACCUACUACCUGUUAUGGGGCGUUUCUACAUUUUCUGCGUUUAUUCUUCGUCUUUUUUCUUUUACCACGUGCUCGCACGAAUCUCUCUAGCUGGCGUCAACCGCUGCUAGACACGGAGUUUGGGGGGACCAGGGCAGGCGAGCGAGCGAUCUAGCAUUCUCCGGAUCUGAGGCGGAAGCUUGUUUCUGGUGUUAUUUUGUAUCGCAUGGUAUCUCUAGUCAUAGCUAUGCAGCUGUUCUGUCUGGAGCGCUGCUUGACACAUACAUGACACUCGUCUUUUUGAGUUUUUGCUUGUGUCUUGCUGUUGGUUGUUCCACCGCAGGGGCUGCUUCCCCGCGGCACACAAGGCGACGGGCUGUAUUUGGCAAGGAUAUGGAGGAAAGGGAGUUUAAAGGGCUGGAGUUGAGAGGGUGUCUUUGUAUUAUAAUCUCACGGAGACGAUGUAAAUGUUAUUUGAAGUUGUUGAUGCUGUUGUACUUGCAUGCGGCCCAUUUGCGGAAUUGCCCACAUUGUACUUUUGUUCUUAUCUUGUAAUAAAAAUAAAUGCAACCAUUUCAUUUG
Molecule: messenger RNA, 2512 nt
Organism: [Torrubiella] hemipterigena
Lineage: Eukaryota; Fungi; Ascomycota; Sordariomycetes; Hypocreales; Clavicipitaceae
Source: the annotation of a GenBank genome assembly